AUGCCGGUGCCGGAUAUGGACCCGCUGCCCGGGAUGCCGGUGCCGAUAGGAUGUGGAUGCCUGCCCCCGGUGCCGGUGCCGGCUGCCGCCGCUGCCGGGGAGGCGGGCGGGAGGCGGGCCGGUGACUCAUGGCUUCCCAACGGCGGCGGCUCCUCCCCGCGGCCGCCGGCCCCGCGCAGCCCCCGGCACAUGGGCCGCGGCUCCGGCAGCGCGGAGCUGGCCAUGGCCGCAGCGCCCGCCCGCUGCCCCGACUGCCCGGGGCCGGAACCGGGGGGCGGCGGCGGCAGCCCCGCCGUGCCGCACCUCGGCAUUGCGGUGGACGAGGGGGACGUGCUGCCCGGGGCGCUGCGGAUCGUGCGGCGGCUGAGACCCGCCUGGGAGCCGGCCACGGUGAAGACCAAGCUCUUCACUGAUGGCAUCACCAACAAGCUGGUGGCCUGCUACACGGCCGAGGGCAUGGGGGACGCGCUGCUGGUGCGGGUGUACGGCCGGAAAACCGAGCUGCUGGUGGACAGGGAGACGGAGCUGAGGAAUUUCCAGGUGCUCCGAGCCCACGGCUGCGCCCCCGACCUCUACUGCGCCUUCCAGAACGGGCUCUGCUACCAAUUCCUGCCGGGAAUCGCGCUGGGACCUCAGCACGUCAGGGAUCCCCACAUCUGCAGGCUGGUGGCCCGGGAGAUGGCCCGAGUCCACGCCAUCCACGCCAACGGGAGCCUCCCCAGGCCCAUCCUGUGGCAGAAGCUGCACAAAUACCUCGGCCUGGUGAAGACGGAGCUCAGCCCAAAGGUAUCCAACCCCAGCCUCCCGCAGGACGUGCCCAGCCCCGAGGUGCUGGAGCAGGAGCUGGCCUGGAUGAAGGAGACGCUGCCACCGCUGGGCUCCCCCGUGGUGCUGUGCCACAACGACCUCCUGUGCAAGAACAUCAUCUACGACAGCACGCAAGAGCGCGUGCGCUUCAUCGACUACGAGUACACGGGGUACAACUACCAGGCCUUCGACAUCGGGAACCACUUCAACGAGUUCGCAGGUGUGAAGGAGGUGGAUUAUGGCCUCUACCCCGGCAAGGAGACACAGCUGCAGUGGCUGCACUCCUACCUGCAGGCCUACAAGGAGCUCACCCAGGGCCACCCAGGGGACAGCCAGGUGUCCCCGGAGGAGCUGGAGACGCUCUACGUGCAAGUGAACAAGUUCUCCUUGGCCUCCCAUUUCCUCUGGGCCUGCUGGGGCCUGAUCCAGGAUAAAUAUUCCACCAUAGACUUUAAUUUCUUACGAUAUGCAAAAUUAAGGUUUAAACAAUACUUCAAGAUGAAGCCGGUGGUCACGGCCCUGCAGCUCCCCAAGUAGGGACCACCCCGAGCUCUUCUCUCCUGGCCGUGCCCUCGCGCCCCCCUGGCCCCUCGCCCGGUCCUGCCGGUGCCCAGGGGGACAAGAGGAGCUGUGCCACGGCCACAGUGCUGCCAGGAGAGCCUGGCCACCCCCAAGACUGGACCAUGAGAUGCUGGAGAGGACCAGAGCCCCGGUGAGGCCCCAGCCCACGCCAGGAAGCCUCACCACCGCCUUAAGGCCGGUCCCGGUGCCCGGCAGGUCCGUGCCCCGCUGGCACCGCUGCUGCUGCCGGGCCUGGCACCGUCCCCUCCCCCUGCAAUGUCCCUGAGGGGGACACGGCGUCACCCCGGCCACUCAGGAGCCCCCAGAGCUCUGCCCGGUCACUUCGGCUGCCCCGCUGUCCCCUCCUGCCCUGCUGGGUGCCACCCCCAGAGCAGCGCUGUCCCCGCUGGCCCCAGGCACGGGACCCCUGUCCCUGAGGGGUGGCAGCUGUGGGCAAAGGGACAGGGCCAGCCGUGAGCCGCUGGCACCAGUGGGGCGCUGCUGGUGGGCACGGGUGUCCCCCACAGCUGCCCCUGCCUGGCCCCACUGCCCCCUCAGCUUGGUGGCACCCCAGCUCUGCCCCCAGGGGACAUCCAGGGGCUGUCCUGCCUGUCCCCACCGCUGUCCUCUGUCCUGCCUGUCCCCACUGCUGUCCUCCUCCCUGGGCCGUGUCCCCACCCCUGGCAGGAGGUGGCACGGAGCUGCCCCACUUCAGGACCAGGCACAGGGACCUCCUGUGCCACCUCGGCUGUGGGGACACGGUGACUGUCCCUUCUCUGGGCACAGCAAUGUCCCCCAGAGCCCCGUGUCCUGUCCCUGGCUGUGGGGACACGGUGGCUGUCCCUUCUCUGGGCCCAGGGAUGUCCCCAGAGCCCUGUGCCACCCCUGGCUGUGGGGACAUGGGGACUGUCCCUUUUCCAGGUAC
Taeniopygia guttata (zebra finch) is the source of this 2293-nucleotide messenger RNA. NCBI's taxonomy places the organism in Eukaryota, Metazoa, Chordata, Aves, Passeriformes, Estrildidae. The record is from RefSeq and is a predicted model, not a curated record.